CCGUCGUACAAAGCAGGCUCCUCUCUGCUCGAUCUCGCUGAAGCUUCGCACGUGGAUACGAGCUUGGAUAACGCGUUUGGACCUCGGACCGGGGAGGCCACCCACCCAUCCCUGCUCCACACGCCGUCUGCUGCGAGGAGGAUGUUGCAGUGAGACGGACAGAGAGAAUCGCCCCCUCCCUUCUUCUCUCAGCCGGCAUCCUCAGCUGUUGCUCCUCUCCCAGCACAGGAAGUACCGGAAGAAAAGCCCAAACGAUGCACGUGUGCCGUCACCCUUGACCGUGACGAAGAGGCGGCAAGGGGAGCGGAUGCGAGCAGAAGUGGUCGGCGGGCUUCCCAGUGUUUUCUCUGCUUUGUCGGUGCCGGAGGAGCUGAGCCAAUGGAGAAGGCGACACCUUCGCCACAGCCCCAGCUCCAGCUGUCGAUCACCAAGAGCGAAAGUCCGGCGGAGGACAUAUCCGGGCUGAGCGACGAGGAUCUGCUCCGAUGGACCAAAGAGGAUCUGGUGCGGCGGCUGCGGAGGUCCGAGGCUGACAAGAUGAGCGUGAUUCUGGACCACGGGAAUCUCAUCAGGGAGGUCAAUCGCAGCCUUCAGUUGCACUUGAACGAGAUCAGGGGGCUGAAGGACAUCAAUCAGAAGCUACAGGAGGACAACCGCGAGCUGAGGGACCUGUGCUGCUUUCUGGAUGACGACCGUCAGAAAGGCAAGCGUGUAUCCAGGGAAUGGCAACGCUUGGGCCGCUACAGUGCCAGCAUCAUGCGCAAAGAGGUCACGCUCUAUCUGCAAAAACUUAAGGAACUGGAGCUGAGACAAGAGGAGGUCGUUCGUGAGAACCUGGAGUUGAAGGAGCUCUGCCUCCUCCUGGAUGAGGAGAAAGGAGGUGGCGGCGGCGGCGGCGGUGGAGGGGUUGGUGGUAGUGUUGGAGUGGGAGGUUGCCGCAACUCCAUCGACAGUCAGAACAGUAUGCUUCUUGUUCCUGGCCAGGGGCUUCUGAUGAGGGAUGUGGGAGACGGGAGCAGCACCUCCAGUGCUGGAAGUGCCGAUAGCUCUGAUCAUACUCAUCACAAGCACCCUCACUUGGCUGUGAGUGGAGGAGGAGAAAAGGGCAGCCCUGAGCUGGUGCACAAACCCAGAUGUAGCAGCAUAAGUGGCAUAGUCAGUGGAUUGGACAGGGAGGUGUCCAGCCCCGAGCACCCAGCUGGACGCCACCGGAGUACGAGUCUGGAGUAUCCAUACACACUGCCUCAUCACUGCCGACCCCGCUGUGGCUCCAUAUCUGUGCCUGACCAUAGUCAAUCAAUGAGGGGUCUCAGCCCAGAGAAGUACUCGAGGAAUCGUCGCAGCCCUGAGCAGCAACCCAAGCACCACAGCUCUGACCUGGUUCUGGGCCAGAGGCAGCACUCGCUGGGCCAGACGGGUAGUGGAGAGCUUUUCCAAAGGCACCACCGAAGCAGCAUCAGCAGCAGCGGCUGUGGGAGUCCUGAGUCUCGCCACGCACAUUUGGGAAGUGGCGAUCAUCACGAUAAGAGCUGCCUCGGGCAGGGGGGCAGCCCGGAACCUCCCAGGCACCAAUACAGCGUGAGCCCAGACCACGUGAAGUUUGGAAGCCCGGUGAGAGACGGGCAAAGACGGACAGGAGGGGAUGAGUUAUCGCCACAUCAUCGAAGUAUCUAUAACGGCAUGAACGCUUUGAUAUCCGCCGGCUGCUGCACCAACAACUGUAGAAACGUCAAGCUAUGGGACAGCUUUGAUGCCUCGUCCUGACCCAAGCACAGUCAGAAGGACUCGCCAAAAGUGAGACGCUGCAGUGACGCAGAUCUCCUGCCUCACUAGCCUUGAUAGUCACGGAGGCCCCUGGAUGCUGCGCUCCAUGGCUCAAUCCAUGGAUUGGAUCAUAUCCACAGCCCUGACACACACCCCGCCGCCCAACCCCCCCUCCAUCUUUUCAUUCCCACACAAGAAGAGGUCGAGGUGGAGCUGGGGUCGGUGUGUAAAACAAGACUGCUGCGAAUGAACGGAUUGAUCUCUCCCUGCCAACUGUGACACGGCUACCUCCCGGAGAGUGACCUGGAGGAAACCAAGGGGACUAGUAUGUGUUGCAACCCUCUGUUUACAGUGCAAACGUUGCUGGAGAGGCACACGAGACGAACUAUUAAAACUCAUAUUCCUUUCCUUCCUAUUUAUCUCUGGAUAUUCCUCACGUUUAAAUUACGGACUGGUGUAAUCUGUAAUUCUUUCUCCUUCUAUUGCUCCCCUUUCAUUCCUUCUUGUUAAAUUUGAAUUGAAAUUGUUAAGCGUUUCAGCGGAACUUCAAGACUAUAACAUAACAUGCUAGUCGAAAUGUUUUUCGUGAAGACAAAAAAACUCUUUAAAUCUGUGUCUUAAACCGAGAUAAUGGACAUUAAUAGCUGCUGACAGAUGUUGUAGUUCUAUAAGAUGCAACGUUCAGGUGUUAUUUUUUUCUAUUGACCUCCUUGACACCCCCCGUGAAGCGCCUGUAUUCAAGCUGCGGGACAAUUAUACAUUUCUUCCUGUCCUUUUUUUUACAAAAGGAAAAAAAAUCUAGUUAAAAAGUAGAUCAAUGGAUUAGUUUUCUAUAUAUCUAAAUAUAUAUAUGAUAUUAUUAUUUUUGACGUAAUUGUAU
Messenger RNA from Synchiropus splendidus (mandarinfish), 2644 nucleotides. Its product is annotated as coiled-coil domain-containing protein 85A-like. NCBI's taxonomy places the organism in Eukaryota, Metazoa, Chordata, Actinopteri, Syngnathiformes, Callionymidae. Bases 379 to 1764 code for a protein of 461 amino acids. The record is from RefSeq and is a predicted model, not a curated record. The transcript is spliced from 4 exons.